Molecule: messenger RNA, 1241 nt
Organism: Vitrella brassicaformis
Lineage: Eukaryota; Vitrellaceae
Source: the annotation of a GenBank genome assembly
GGUCCUCUUCCCUUCCCCGUAUGUAUGCGGCCACGGCUCGGUGCCCGAGCGGUCCGCCUGACGUGCCUGUGAUCGGCGUGCCUCUGCCGUACCCCCUGCCUCCGGUGCCCUACGGCCCUUCCGACACGGUGUAAACCAUGGACGGUCCACACAACGUGCUCAUCAACGACGUGCACACCGGGGCGAUGGCGGCUCUCAAUGCCGCCCUCGCUCCUCAGCGAUCGCUGGCUGCUCUGCUAACGCACCUGCUGCCGCUGGUCGAGCACAACGACGGCAAAGACCCCGCCCCCUCCCCCCUCUCAUGCGGCCCACACGAGGCAGAGGCCAUCGGCUGGAAGAUCACCGCCAUGUGCUUCAACAUGCGGGCCGCCAAUGAGACCAUCACGAGCACACUGACCAUUCGCAAUAGCGUCAUGGGCGACCGUGUGUGUGCGGCCGUCGAGCACUUCGUCAAGUCGGCUUUAUAUGCGAGCAGCAACAGGGAGGUGGUGGGCGGGGCGUCCAAUGUGGGCGGCGUGACGAUGCGGGUGCCGCUGCAGUGCUUCGCCAUCAGGGCCGACAGCUGCCCACACCAGGUGGUCCACACACAUGGGCGUGUGGGUGUGCGUGAGGUGGUCCACAGGGCUCGGCUGGACGAGGCGGCCCGACACGACAUAGAGGAGGGGGCCAUCGACAAGGGCUUCAACGAGCAUUUGGGCAAUGCCGACUGUGAGUUCGGUGAGUGGCAGCAGCUGGGCCGCAUCGACGAGCGGGGCCAGUGGGUGAUACUCGGCAUCAACUGACUCACUCGACUGACUGGUGGUUUAGAAGUAGAGAGACGGAGCUUGGGGGUUGUGGGUGUGGGGCAUUUUAAGCUGCCGAAUGUGUGGCUGGCAGUAGCUGAGUGGUGCAAUUAAGAACCAGAGAGUGAGAGAUAGAGUGACGGACGGAGAAGGGUCCAUUAUCCAUGUGUGUGAAGAGGAGAAUUUUUGCCGUGUUUGUCUUAGCUUAGCUGUGUGAUUUCUGCCUCGACUUAGUGGAUGAAUGGACCAACCGUGCUGCAUGACUUGGCGUAUUAGUGGAUUGCCAUGGUGGUCCACAUCUGCGUACACAUCCCAUUACUAUGUUUGCAGAGUAUCCGUCAUGCAGGCAGGCAGCCAGUCAAUCGUCCAUUCAACCAUGUCACCGACAAUUUUGGCUCCUGCAUGAUCCAUCCCAAGAUGGAUGCAUCAGUCUGUGAGUCUGUGAAUCUACAUGUUGAG